Triticum turgidum subsp. durum (durum wheat) is the source of this 591-nucleotide messenger RNA. Lineage: Eukaryota; Viridiplantae; Streptophyta; Magnoliopsida; Poales; Poaceae. The record is from the annotation of a GenBank genome assembly.
AUGCUUAUUCAGAGAAUGAGAGUAGCGUUUCAGAUUUUGUCGCUCAAUACGCAAUUUGAUAGGACACGUGAGCGUGUGAUAAAACCCGAGCUGACCUGUAAAGCGGGACCAACAGACAGAGCUGCCGUGCCUCGCAGAACUUCCAGCCAACCCAACCCGCACAAGUCGCGAGGCCCGCGUCUCCGUGUCUCCCAAUCCAACCAGCCGAGUCGCGAUCUCCCCCACAGAAAAACAGAGCCGCGCACGCAUCGUUGGUCCAGCUCCCCUCCCCUCCCGCAGCUCCGCCCCCGCCUCCGAGUCCGGCGACCGCGAGCAACCCAGCCGGAGACAGCUGCGGGCGAGCGAACCGCGAUGGGGCUGUGCUCGUGCUGCUGCCGGUGCCUGGAGAUCAUGUGCGCCAUCCUCCUCCCGCCCCUCGGCGUCUGCCUCCGCCACGGCUGCUGCUCCAUGGAGUUCUGGAUCAGCGUGCUGCUCACCAUCCUCGGCUACCUGCCGGGCGUCCUCUACGCCGCCUACGUCAUCUGCUCCGUCGACCCCGACCGCGUCCGCCGCCGCGGCGACAGCGACGACGACUACAUCUACGUCGCCUGA